Lemur catta (Ring-tailed lemur) is the source of this 2465-nucleotide messenger RNA. It is a transcript of the gene TMEM186, whose product is annotated as transmembrane protein 186. Lineage: Eukaryota; Metazoa; Chordata; Mammalia; Primates; Lemuridae. Gene Ontology annotation, cellular component: mitochondrion. The transcript has 2 exons. Bases 20 to 934 code for a protein of 304 amino acids. The record is from RefSeq and is a predicted model, not a curated record.
CGCUGGGCCGAACGCCGCCAUGACCCCGCUUUCUCCCCGUACCUGGCAGGACUCGUCGGCACCAGGAAACUCGACCCGGAACUUCCGGGAUCGGCCCCUACACCGCACGGCACGUCGGGAGGAGGAGCAUCCACUCCCACAAUGCCUGGGACCCGCGCCAGCCACAGUUGCCAGAUCACAAUUCCCAGAAUGCAAUGCGUAUUACGUGCGCCUCGUACACCCGAGCGUGCGCUCCUGGAGGUUCCGGGGCGGAUGGGAUUUACUUCCGGCAGCAGAUGGCGGGGCCAUGGCUGCCCUCCUCCGAGCUGUGCUGAGGUUGCGGGGGCAAGGGCCAGCUGUGUGGGGAAGGCCUCGUCAUGGGCUGUGGUGCUGCAGUGGGCAGGAGCAUCACAAGAGGUGGGUGGGGAGCACGUCACCUACCUCGAAGGAGAAACCACCAGGCACAGAGACUGAGAAAUUCCAAAUGGUCUACCGUUUUGAUGCCAUAAGGUCCUUUGGGUAUGUGUCUCGUCUGAAGGUGGCACAGACUGCCCUGACAGUGGUGGCCUUGCCGCCAGGCUUCUACUGGUACUCCCAGGGUGUCUUGACUUUCAACUCCCUGUGCCUCAUGAGUGGGAUAGCCGGCUUUGCCCUGGUCAUGCUGUGUUGGAUGAGCUAUUUCUUCCAGAGACUGGUGGGCCUCCUGUACGUGAAUGAGUCUGGCACUGUGCUACGGGUGGCUCACCUGACCUUCUGGGGCUGGCGGCAGGAUACAUACUGUCCCGUGGCAGAUGUGAUACCCCUGACGGAAACCGGGGACCGGCCCCAGGAAGUGUUCAUGCGUAUCAAGCAGUAUAGUGGGAAGAAGACCUUCUACCUCACCCUGCGCUAUGGACGGAUCCUGGACAGAGAGCGUUUCACACAGGUGUUUGGGAUGCUGGACAGGUGCAGGUGAACAACUGGCAGCCAGGCCUCUGGGUGGAUCUGGGCUACUGGAUCUCUUACAGGAAGGCCAAGAGUAUGGGCAAGGCUGAAGAAGGGGAUCGAGUUCCUGGAGAGUUUGCCCCUAGGAACUUGUCUUUAGGCACGAAGCAAUUCAUGAGGCAGAAGCUGGUAACCAGGUUUAGGGAAAAGACUCUUUGUGCAAAUUCUUACAGCACUUGUGUAUGACAGUCAGAUAAUGCCGGAAGUUUCUGUUCAGAGCCAGUUCUUGGAGAAAGUUGUGCCAAGGUUACCCAGACUGUCCACUGCUGUGAAAUUGGAAGAUGGAACUGUGGGAGAGGGAGCAUGGGAUUUGGAGUCAGAGGCUUGGGUUCUGUCAAUGCUCAGCUCCCUGUCCUGGGGCAGGUUAUUGAGUCUCGCUGAACCUUGGUUUUCACAUCUGUAAAAUGGAAAGUCCUGCCUGUCUCAUGGAAUGGGUGUGAGAAUAAACAAUAAAUGUCAAGUAUUUUGCAAGCUCAGCAGCCCAGAGCAAAUAUGAAGCAUUUGGUCAGAGGCUUUGGUGUGGUAAAAGGUUUCUAGGUAGUCCAUAGGCAUUUCCAGAGCCCUGUGCUGUGCCCCCUCCUAUAUCCAGCAGCAGAAGGGAUGGAAUUGAAGCUGAGAGUGGGGGCCAUUUCAUCCUGCCAGGAUGGUAACUGCACACGGACAUGGGCAGAAAUGUCAUCCAAGUGAGCACAACACCCAGCAGAGAUUUUUGUUCACCACCCAGAGGUCUAGGGGCUGUCAGUUUGGAAGGCUUUGCAGUGCAGUAAAGCCAGAUCGGGAGACUGAAGCCUGAAGAUUGCUUGAGCUCAGAAGUUCCAGCCUGGGUGGCAGAGCGAGACUUUGUCUUUAAAAAUAAAUAAAUAAAGCCAGAUGGACUGUAUGCUGGUGCUUUAUUUUAUAAACUAAAGCCAGUUAUGUGCAGUGCCCGCUAUAAUUAAUAAUAUAUGUUAAUUAUGUGAUUUGUAAAAGUGAAGAGGAAGGAAGGUAUGAUCUUUAUUAUUUUGCCACUCAAAAGUCAAUAACUAAAUGUUUUAUUGUGUAGCCUUCCAGUUUUUUUUUAAUUGUAAUAAAAUAUACAUAACAAGUUUAUCCUUUUAAUCAUUUUUAAGUGUACAGUUCAGGGACAUUAAGUACAUUUAUAAUGUUGUACUACCAUCACCCCUAUGCAUUUCCAGAACUUUUUCAUCAUGCCAAACAGAACCUCUGUGCCCAUUAGACAGUAAUUGACCCCCUCCCCCUAGCCCUUGGCAACUACUAAUAUACUUUCUGUCUCUCUGGAUUUGCCUAUUCUGGAUAUUUCAUGUAAACAGGAUCAUACAGUGUGUGUCCUUUUGUCGUGGCUUCUUUCACAUGGCAUGAUGUUUUCAAGGUGCAUCCGCAUUACAGCAUGGCUCAGUGCUUCAUUGCUUUUUUGUGGUUGAAUGAUAUUGUAUGUAUAUACCACAUUUUGUUAUCCAUUCAUCUGUUGAUGGACAUUUGGGUUCUUUCCAUCUUUUGGCUGU